Molecule: messenger RNA, 2582 nt
Organism: Amblyraja radiata (thorny skate)
Lineage: Eukaryota; Metazoa; Chordata; Chondrichthyes; Rajiformes; Rajidae
Gene: olah
Product: oleoyl-ACP hydrolase
Exons: 7
Coding region: 69-830 (253 amino acids)
Biological process (GO): lipid biosynthetic process
Source: RefSeq, a predicted model, not a curated record
UUGUCAGGAGUUGGUCAGUGGUGGUUACACUCGCAGGAGGAAGAGGAUCGACUCAGCUCCGGUCAGAGAUGGAUAAAUUAGUGAACUGUCUGUAUAGAAAACCUGAAGCUCUUUUCAGACUUAUCUGCUUUCCUUGGGCUGGAGGUGGAUCCAUACAUUAUGCCCAGUGGGGAAAACACUUUGAUAAUUCUGUAGAAGUUUAUUCCUUGCGCCUUGCUGGAAGAGAAACUCGAUCCAAGGAACCCUUUAUGCAGAACAUUCAUCAACUCAUUCAUGAAAUUGUCAACAUCUUACUGCCCAGCCUUAAAGAGAAACCAUUUGCAUUUUUUGGUCACAGUUUGGGGUCAUACCUCAGUUUCGCUACAGCGGAAUACCUUAAAAGAAAUCAUGAUUUGGAACCCGUCCACAUGUUUUUUUCAGGUGCUCCAGCACCACAUACUGCAGCUCAAUUCGCUCUCAAGAAGUCAGACCUCCCAGAUGAUGAAUUCCUGAAAUGGAUGACAUCCAUCGGUGGUACUCCAUCUGAAAUUCUUACAAAUAAAGAAACUCUGCAGCUGUUUGUUCCAGUUUUAAAAGCAGAUCUAAGACUUGUGGAAUUAAUUCGAUUUGAAAAACCACAGAUGAAGUUCUUCUCCUGUUCUAUCAGCAGCUUUAAUGGAAAAGAGGAUAUGCCGUACGACCUUGAAGCUUGGAAAGAUUUAACAACUGGAGAAUUUACCAGCCAGAGUCUUUCUGGAGGCCAUUUUUACCUGAAGGAGCCAGAUAAUGAAAAGUUUUUAAUCAGCUACAUCACAAAGCAUUUAGAAACUGCAGAGUCAGACUAUCUUUAAAAGCCAGUAUUUUGGUGUGGGAGCAGUAAUCCCACAACCAAUGUAUCGCCUAAGGUUGUGAUGAGAAUUUGAAUGCUCCAUUCAUGUUAACAUUUUUCAUCAUAUUUUUUUUAAGAAAAUGAAUUGCCUCAAUGGUAUAAUAAAUAGAGGGCAUUUUGAAAAAUGAAAAUGUUAAACUGACAAUGCUUUAACCAGGUGCUUUGUUUUUAACUGUAAAGUCUGUACAUUUAACAUCAAACGUCAUGCAGUGGCUGUUUCGCCAACAGUCUCUGUCCUUUCUUUUUGUUAUUUUUAGUAUCUGUGAAAAAGUAUGUUUUGGUGUUCCUUGAUUUGUUUUAUGUGGGUGGUUGGGGGAAACUUUUUUUCGAUUUCUUACAUCGACGGAGAUGCGAUUUUUUUUCUGUAUUGUAUCUCCGUCCUCACUGCGGCCUAGCAUCGUGGAGUUGGCCUGGAAACCGACCAGGUGCUCCAAGCCGUGGGAGUCUGUGGGACUUUAACAUCGCGGAGCUUGCGAUCCCUUUGCUGGGGAUCGAAGUUCCAACCGCGGGGCCCAUGGGAUUUAACAUCGUGAAGCCCUCGGUCUCUGGUAAGAAGAGGCCGACUCGGGUGCUUCAUGCCGCGGAGAGAGUUUCAACCGCCCUGACGUGGGAGUUUCGAUCACCCCGACGGGGGCUUCGAUCGUCGGCUGCGGGGGCUUUGGUCGCCCUGACUGUGGAUGAUUUGACUGCCCCGACCGCGGGAGAACAAGAGGAAGAAGAUUGAACUUUAUUGUCUUCCUUCACAGUGAGGAAUGUGGAAUCCACUGUGGUGGAUGUUUAUGUUAACUUUUAUGUGGUUGUAUGUCUUGUUGCUUUUCACUUGGUAUGUUAUACAGUUCCACUUUCAGAAAUUUCAGGGCCAAUGUGUUUAUUAUGGUGUAUAUGGUGAUAUUUUGUUUCUUGCACUCUUUAGACCCCUUUCACUGCAAACUUUCACAACAUUGUAUUUGUUCAUGCCUGCAAAAAAAAUGAAUUGCCUACAUUUAAAAAGUGGGUUUGUUUAUAAGAUAGUGAAUACACUGUACCUGUGCUGACUUAUGACAAAAAAAUCAAGUAACCGCAUCGUUGAGUUACUUCAUAAUGAUUUGAGAUGUUCUUCAGUUUCCACCACUGUCACUGCAGACUUAACUUUUCCUGGUUCUCCAGCUCACUGACUGAGCUGGUACAGGUAUGUCCAAGUGCCAGUCUAAUCUAAACAUAAUUCUACAUUCUGUCGGUCUAGGUGCCAUUAUUUUCAAUUUAUGAGUGGGAGAUUAUAAAUAAAUAAAUUAACUUAGAAAAUCAAAAGAAAUAUGGAAAUAAUUUAGAUGCCAAAUAUGAAAGAAAAUUAAAAUUUUAUUAACAUUUUAACCAAAAAUAUUUUUAUAACUCAGAGUUGAAAUACAGAACUAAAGGCUUUAAAAUUCAGCCAUACGUGAUGCUGUCAAAAGCAUGGACUGCCCAGGCAGCUGGAAUCAGGACCAAGGAUUGAAGGAUGGCUCGGUCCAUUGUGUAUGUGCAGGAUAGUAGGAGAGCUUAUCAAGGAUAGAAAUGAUGUAAUUUGGGGUCAGUUUGGUGUGUGAACUAAAGCUAUUUGAGAUUUAAGCUGAGCUUCAUUUUCCUUUUGUGUAUUUAACAUUGCUAUAUGACAAAGUAUGUACUCUCACAUUGAAGAAAAUUGUAAUGUAGAUACCACAACAUAAGCAAUAAAGCCUUAAAAAAGCAUGUUUUAAAA